This is a messenger RNA of Parathielavia appendiculata, 1644 nucleotides long. Its product is annotated as allantoate permease. Gene Ontology annotation, cellular component: membrane. The transcript is spliced from 5 exons. The record is from RefSeq and is a predicted model, not a curated record. The coding region runs from base 1 to 1644 and encodes 547 amino acids. Gene Ontology annotation, biological process: transmembrane transport. Lineage: Eukaryota; Fungi; Ascomycota; Sordariomycetes; Sordariales; Chaetomiaceae. Gene Ontology annotation, molecular function: transmembrane transporter activity.
AUGGCGGACAAGACCGAGAGAGACGAUAGCGCUCCAGAGACCGUCCGGGUCGAACAGGCCCAGCUCGACCGGGACGUCGAGGGCAGCCUUCACAAGCCAGCCGCAGACAAAGAUGUCAAGGGUAUCGACAAGGCCGCCGAGUUUUUGAAGCAAGCGGACCACCAGGUUGUCGUCACGCUCCGCGACAGCCGACGCGUGGCAAAGCUGAUCGACUGGAGGAUCCUGCCCGUCUUGCUGGUCAUCUACUGCCUCCAAUCCCUCGACAAGAAUACGCUCUCGUACUCCGCCGUCUUUGGUCUCAUCGCCGACACCGGGCUUAAGGGGGAUCAGUAUUCAUGGCUCGGCUCCGUCGUUUACGUUGCUCAGUUGGUUUUCCAGCCGCUGGUGGCUUACAUCCUGGUCAAGUUCCCGGUCGGCAAGUUCUUGGCCUUCAUGGUCUUUGCCUGGGGCGCCAUCCUGUGCGGCAUGACCGCUGCGCACAACUUCACUGGGUUAAUGGUCUCGCGGCUGUUCCUUGGUAUCUUUGAGUCUGCUGUCGCUCCCACCUUCGUUGCCGUCGUCCAAAUGUGGUACAGACGCCGAGAGCAGACAAAGCGCAAUGCGGCGUGGUACGCCAUGUUGGGCGUUAUCAACAUUCUCGGUAGCUUGUUGACUUAUGGUCUCGGCCACAUCAACUCACCGGUCCUGCGCUCCUACCAAAUCAUCUUCCUCUUCUGCGGGUGUCUUACCGUGGCCUGGUCGAUUGUCACAUUCAUCUUCAUGCCGGACUCGCCUAUGACUGCUAAGUUCCUCAAGCCAGACGACAAGCUGAUUGCCAUCGAGCGACUGCGGAUGAACCAGCAGGGCAUUGGCUCAGGCGUGUGGAAGUGGGAUCAUGUAUGGGAUGCCAUGCUUGAUCUCAAGACCUGGUUGUGGUUUACCAUCAUGUUCAUCAUCUCCAUCCCAAGCGGCGGCAUCUCGACCUUUGGGCCCCUGAUCAUCGAGUCAUUCGGCUUCGACCGCUUCACGACCAUCCUCUUCAACAUCCCCUUCGGCGCAGUGCAGAUGAUCGCCACCCUCGGCGGCGCCUGGCUCUCGGACCGGAUCCGGAUGAAGGGCCCCGUCCUUAUCCUGCUCUGCAUUCUCCCAAUCGCGGGCUGCUCAAUCCUGCUGGCCGUCGGCCGCGCUGCGAGCGACCGCGCCGUGUUGCUGUUUGGCUACUACAUCAUCUCGGUCUACCCUGGCAUCUCGCCGCUCAUCUACUCUUGGUCGGGCCAGAAUACGGGCGGCGACACCAAGCGCAAGGUCACGACGGCUAUGCUCUUUAUCGGGUCCAACGCCGGCAACAUCAUCGGCCCGCUGCUGUUCCGGCCCGAGGAAAAGCCCCGCUACACGCGCGGGCUGACGGCCAACCUGGUGCUAUUUGUUAUCUUGGCCGUCGAGAUCGGGCUCGGGAUGCUCCUGAUCAAAUUCCUGAACGUCAGGCACGCGAAAACGCGCGUGGCGCUUGGGAAGCCCGAGAAAAUUGUCGAUCUGAGCAUGGUCGACAACCGGGCGGUCGAGGACGAAGACGAGGUCUUGAACCAGGCUGAUGGUCAUGUCGGCGAGAGGGGCUUUGAGGACUUGACGGACCUUAGGAACGAGGACUUUAUCUACGUGUACUAG